CUCGACGCCGGACGCUCUUUGGUGUCACGGUGUCGGGAGUUUGUUUCCGGAUGUUUAGCUUAGCAGUUCAGGGGGGGCGAGAAUGGCUGCGAUGUUUACGUGUUGUCUAGGCUGCUGCGGAGAAGGGGGGACGGGGCAUAUUCCCCUCAAAGAGAUGCCCACGGUUCAGUUAGACACUCACCACAUGGGCACAGAUGUUGUCAUUGUAAAGAGCGGCCGGAGGAUAUGUGGCACUGGAGGCUGCCUGGCCAACGCUCCUUUGCACCAGAACAAAAGUUAUUUUGAGUUUAAGAUCCAGUCCACUGGUGUGUGGGGAGUCGGUGUGGCCACGCAGAAAGUGAAUCUUAACCAAGUGCCUUUGGGCAGAGACACAAACAGCCUAGUCCUGAGGCAUGAUGGCUCUGUGUACCACAAUAAUGAGGAGAAGAAUCGUCUACCCGCUAACAGCCUUCCUCAGGAGGGUGACAUUGUGGGCAUCACAUAUGACCACGUGGAGCUGAAUUUAUAUCUGAAUGGAAAGAACAUGCAUUGUCCUGCCUCAGGAAUCCGGGGCACUGUCUACCCUGUUGUUUAUGUGGAUGACAGCGCCAUCUUAGACUGCCAGUUCAGUGACUUCUAUCACACAGCUCCACAAGGAUUUGAGAAGAUCCUCUUUGAACAACAAAUCUUCUAAAAAAAGGAGCACUCGAGCCUCUCUUCAUGUCGUCGCCCUCCUCUAUAUCUCAUAGCAAACCUCUGUGACACUGCAGUUUGACCUUAAUUUGAUAUUAUCAUUCUGUGUGGCUUGAAUGCGUCUCGUUUUGUUUCCCCACGAUUACUCCGCCUGUCUACUGCUGCUCCGGAUCGACGUCGGGGUACCCUCGAAGGUAACCGGGCGUUCGUUUGGGCUGUGAUGGGCUGUUACAGUCUGCGCUGAUGGAAACCUGUAAAAUCAUUACCUUGUGUCGGUGGAGCUGUAAUAACUGAAAUACUUUCAGUGGCUGCUUACAUUCACAAUCUGUGCGUAGAUACCUGACUGGGGAUGUGACGGUAAAAUGUUCCCACUCUUCAGGAUCAGAAGCCAUGUUUCGUUGACAUCGCUUUCCACUUUUUGAAUAUGUAACCUCCUAAACGCCAUAUUGACACCUCAGCAUACACCCUGUAUUUAUUUGUAUUUAUUUGAGUUCCAGAUCAAACUGGCCUGUUAUGACAAAACAUUUUUUUUCUUUCUUUUAGCCAGCAAAAGUUUGUGAACUAAUAAAUGAUCAGCUCUCAACACUAACACAUCGGUCAGCACUAUCCUAUUUGCUCCCAUGUUGCCUUCUUGCGUUACACUAAAAUAGGGGGACAUUGCCACAAUUAUUUUGAAAUUCACACCAUUAUAUCAAUUCGAGUUGAUACAGAGAUGGAUUAAAACACCUGCGCACAUUCCAGGAGGACAGCCGAGGUGAAGGUGCUGGGAACCGUUUAACAACGUGAAUUAUCUCUUCAAAUCGCUGACUCUGUCUGUGUAUCAAGAUUACUUAAUUUUCAAAAUCACUCCUCUUCUUAACGGCCUCUCUUUAUUUUCUUCUUUUUUUUUUGUCCAGAAAUCUUGCAGUGUAUUUAUUCUAAUAUCAGAAUAUUACCAGAGCCGGUGCUGGUUGUCUCUGAUUAGAGAUAUAUCUGAAAAUGUCAAUCUGUCGUGUUUGUAUUGGCAUUACAUAUCUGCUGCUGAAGUGUGACAGUUCAAUAUUUCAAAAAAAAGAAAAAAAUGCUUGUCUUUGUUUGCACUAAUGUUACUGUACAAAUCCAAAUAUUGUUGAUUGAUUAAAACUUUUUGUCUCUGGAGGCAUCAA
Messenger RNA from Stegastes partitus (bicolor damselfish), 1817 nucleotides. RefSeq names its product SPRY domain containing 7b (gene spryd7b). NCBI's taxonomy places the organism in Eukaryota, Metazoa, Chordata, Actinopteri, Pomacentridae. The transcript has 5 exons. The record is from RefSeq and is a predicted model, not a curated record. Gene Ontology annotation, molecular function: protein binding. The coding region runs from base 83 to 673 and encodes 196 amino acids.